Messenger RNA from Suillus discolor, 2380 nucleotides. RefSeq lists its product as uncharacterized. The transcript has 12 exons. Lineage: Eukaryota; Fungi; Basidiomycota; Agaricomycetes; Boletales; Suillaceae. Bases 26 to 2380 code for a protein of 784 amino acids. The record is from RefSeq and is a predicted model, not a curated record.
UCGCUCAGUACUAUCCGAUGCCAGCAUGGCUAGCAACCCCACGGUUGUCCAGCCUCAUGCGGCAUCUGUGCAAAUGCCCAGCGAAUUCAAAACGGAGUAUCACCCUCGCUCUGCUCGUGCGACUCUCUACCAGAUGUUCGACGAAUUCGGUAUCACUCAGGAGAUGCAGCACGCACCCGUUGACGAGGAACCAUGGCGUCCUUUCAGGUCACGCGGGGACUUCGAAUUCUCUGAGAUUGCGCUUGAUGCUGCGCUAAAUAAGUCUCAAAUAAAUGCCCUCCUUGAACUCAUUUCGCGCAUCGCUCAAGUCCCUGUGAUAUACAAGAGGAAGGAGCAAGAAUACGAGGUCCACACACGGCCUGUGUGGGAUUGGGCCCUCGAUCUACUGGACAACCCCCUGCUCGCACCGCAUUUCGUGUGGGAUGCCUGCCGUGUUUACAAGCACAACGGUACGGAUUUCGAACGCUUUUUCAAUGAACCUUGGACAGGAGAUCGGUGGUGGGAUAUUCAAUCUUCUCUUCCGCCCGACGUUGAAAACGCUGUCCCAUUCUGUUUCAUUCUCUACGCUGAUAAGUCGAAGCUGUCGUCUCAUGGUACCGUCAAAGGGUAUCCAGUUGUAGUCCGAUGCGCAAACUUACCUGUAGACAUCCGUAAUGGCGAGGGGUUUGGUGGUGGUCGUGUAGUCGGAUGGUUGCCUAUUGUUCCUGACGAUGCAGCCGAAGAAGGAAAACUCGGAUACACAACGUUGAAGCGCGUUGUGUGGCAUGAAUCAUUUUUCAAGCUCCUGGAACAUGUCGCCCAGCACUCAAAGACUGGAUAUUCACACAAGGGCUAUAAUGGCAUUCUGCGAUGGCUGUUUCCUGUGAUACUGAUUCUUUCGGCUGACUAUGAAGAACAGUGCAUGAUGUCGCUGAUACGUGGCCGCGGUGGCAAAUGCCCUUGCCCCGUGUGCCUAGUACCAUUAGCGGAGCUCCACGACCUGUCAAAGAGCUACCCAAUCAAAACCGUGGAAGAAGCACAAGAAGCUCUCCGUAUUUAUGGGUGCAGUAAAGCUGAAGGCGAGCAGAUACUCAAAGCGCUCGGAUUACGACCUAAUGUUUUUUGGCUCAUCUUGCGUUCGAGUCCCCACGAUGCACUUAGUUUAGAUCGGCUGCAUUCAUUGCAUGCCGGUCUGUGGAAGCACCUACUUGAAGAAUUGAAGAAAAUCCUCGCUUACAGGAUCGCUAACUUCCCCCGAUGGCGCCACCUCACUCAUUUCGAAUCCGUUAUCAACAUUACAUUCACUGAUGGCAACAAAUACCAGGACCUCUCUAAGCAAACAUUAUAUCCGGCUUUGAACAUCCUGAUGCACAGAGCCAGUCCUGUAGGCCACCAGCUGCUUCGCGUUAUCAGCAGUUAUCUCCAGCUGGAUAGCUGGAUCGGUCUGGAUUUGCAUACUGAGCGCACACUUGCAGCGAUCGACGCCGAGCUCUUAGCUUAUAUUACAUGCGCUGAAGAGUCGGAGGUCGAGAAAUUGAAGCUUGACUGGAACUUUCCGAAGACCCACCUAUGGAAACAUGUUGUUCGUGAUAUCCGACUUAAAGGAGUAGCACGUAACUACAGCACGCGUCCGAACGAGAAGCUUCAUGGCCCCCUCAAAGACACCUAUCACCGUCGAACGAAUGGAAAGGAUACCGCGACGCAAAUACUUCGUAUUGAUCACCACAAAUUCGCCUCGAAACUUCUGAGAGAACGUGUCAACACGCUUGAUGAACACUGCCGGUUGCAGGCACUCGGCGAUGGCGGCUUGAUUGAAGACAUUGAUGUUCCUGUAGCCUUUAAUGGCCACUCGUGGUCAAACGGAUCGUGCUUUCAAUCUUUUCGUCGGAAAUUUAGUGAAUUCAUCAACAAUGCUCUGCCUACCUAUGGCCAUCAACUGACGAGUUGGGUUACAUUCCCAGGCGAUUUCAAGAUUCACGAGCACCGCUAUCUCAAGGUGAACUAUGAGUCGGCUGUGGACUGGAGGCAAAAUACCGACCACCUUCGGUGCAACCCCAAAUUCCAUGGGCGGCCACGAUUCGAUCACGCGCUCAUACAACUGACCGCUGAGGAAACAGCCUUCGUCCAGCUAAUUUUCAUGUUCAGAUGUCAUAUUUCGAAUCUCGGGCCCUUCGAAUUCGCACUUGUUCAACCAUACACUGCUAGAGUCGGUCCUCGCAGAACAGACUCCACCUUCAAGCUUACUCGUGUCAAGGCUGUCCCGAGGUCGUCAUCAAUAUUUGUCCCGCUUAAAUCUUUCAUUCGAGGAGCUGUUCUAGUCCCUGAUUCUGAGCAUCAAGAUGAAUACUUCGUUGUUGAUCACAUUGACGGUGACAUGUUUCUGCGAAUGAAACACAUAUGA